Scophthalmus maximus (turbot) is the source of this 1584-nucleotide messenger RNA. It is a transcript of the gene nfil3-4, whose product is annotated as nuclear factor, interleukin 3 regulated, member 4. Gene Ontology annotation, biological process: circadian rhythm; regulation of DNA-templated transcription. Lineage: Eukaryota; Metazoa; Chordata; Actinopteri; Pleuronectiformes; Scophthalmidae. The transcript is spliced from 2 exons. Gene Ontology annotation, molecular function: DNA binding; DNA-binding transcription factor activity. The record is from RefSeq and is a predicted model, not a curated record. Bases 180 to 878 code for a protein of 232 amino acids. Gene Ontology annotation, cellular component: nucleus.
UACUAUCAAUGUGAAGGCGGGCAGUGCAUCAGUCGCAUGACACAGAGUUCAGUGCUCUAAGUUGUACCUGUUGAGAGUGCUAUAUCUCUGAAGUAAGUCGCCGGCACCUCGUCCGCAGUGGACUUUCUGCAAGCAACAGUUGAAGGUCUCUGUUGGUUGUGACUAGUAUUUCCACUGCCAUGGAGUCCCUGUCUUCACCUUUUCAUGGAGGCCGAGGCAACCGUGAUUUACAAGUGGAAAAUGAACCGGUAGGUAAGGGAUCCCGUCGCAAAAGGGAAUUCAUACCUGAAGAGAAAAAAGAUUCAUUCUACUGGGAGAAACGUCGCAAGAACAACGAGGCAGCCAAACGGUCCCGGGAGAAGAGAAAGACGAAUGACCAUGUGCUGGGGACUCAUCUCAUGGCCCUGAAAGAAGAAAAUGCCAGGCUUAGUGCUGAAUUAAUGGCCAUCAAGCUCCACUUUGGCCUGGUCCGCCCUACAGCACACACUGCUCAGCAGAGUAACCAACUGCAUUACCGCAUCCACAGCAGCACCCACCGCCCGUCCCUGCCGAGGGACUACUACUGGGGGGGCAGAGACUCUUCUGUCAUGCCGAGCCACCAGGCCUCUCAACCCCUUUUCAUUCCUGCAUAUGCCCUCCAUACCAUGAACUCUGGCCUUGUCACUCCCUUUGUUCUCCCUCAAAAUCUCCUGCCCACCCAUUCAUCCGGCCCAGGGGCUCCUCUACUGAAGCCCAUUCCUACAAGAGCCGGCUCUGAUGAGGAGGAGGAGCAGCAGGUCCCCGGGGUGCCGUCCUUGUCAUCCUCCGCCCCGCCUCGCAAAGUCACCAGCAAAGGAUACAUACACGCCGCUCCACCAAGACAGCGCAUGUCUGACUGACUGUCCAAACUAUUGUACGGUUGUUAGAGUGAUGGAGUGAGAAAUGAAAGAAGUUAAUUUCUCCGCAUGCCAUGUUAAACAUUCCUGCUGAUACAGCAACUUUAAGAGCUUUAUUUUUGUAAAUUGAUUGAAGCGUUUAAACCUGCACACUCCCCACCUUUCGUGUCACAGCACACAAUUACACCUGGCAUUAAAACCCAUUCUGGAUGACUGGAUUGCACUUGCAUAGCGCUUGAAAGCACGGAUGUAAAUGCACCCAUGGUGCACUGAGGUGAAUGCUGAUCAUUCACACUACAGCCACAUGAGGAAGAUAUCCCCCUCCCCCCCCCCAAAAAAAGAGCUUUGAAGCUUCAGCUCCUUUCUGUCUUGCGUAUGUCAAAGCAGAUGUUCAGAUGUGAAUUAUGAAUGAGGUCACUGACCUGAGCUCACCAUUUUUCGCUUCAGAGGACUGCUAAUAAUUCAACCACAUCAAGCAACAAAAACAUAUUUUGUAGAUAGAUAAGCCCUACUUGAUGCUGAUGUAAAUCUGCAGCUGUUACGUGAGGGAAAUUUGCUGUAAAACGUACAACUAUUACACUGUGAGACCUUAUGUAUCUAGGUUUUCUGAGACUCCUUAUUUGUUGUUAGUUCUGGUCAAAGCCAGACAUAGAUGGACCAUGGAAAGACUGUGUGCUUGUAACUCUUCAUAAAACUGAUUCCGACCAGU